Geodia barretti is the source of this 861-nucleotide messenger RNA. The record is from the annotation of a GenBank genome assembly. NCBI's taxonomy places the organism in Eukaryota, Metazoa, Porifera, Demospongiae, Tetractinellida, Geodiidae.
AUGCGAGUGGGCCCCCGCAACUCCUGGACGCCGGAGCAGCGGAUAGCCGACAUGGACUCGUUGGGAGUCGACGUGCACGUGGUUUCCACCUUCAGCUUUUACUAUUAUUACGAACGCGACCCUCAGGUCAUCCUGCCCAUGCAUAGGGAGUGCAACGACGAGGUCUACCAAAUGACGGUGGACCAUCCGGACCGCUUCAAGGGCAUGGCGAUCAUCCCUAUGCAAGACGUCAAAUUGGCUGUGCAGGAAUUAGACCGAUGCGUUAACGGGAUGGGUUUCGUCGGGGCCAUGAUUGACGACCACGUAAACGGCAAGACCUACGACGAUCCCGAAUUCCUGCCCCUCUGGAAGGCCGCGGAAGAAAUGGGCGCCGUGAUGCUGGUGCACCAGCAGGGAGGACAGACCCUGGUGCGGGACCGCAACCCUAACUAUCACCUGCACAACACCAUCGGUAACCUGGUGGACCGGGCUGUUACAUUCGCGUCUUUCGUAUUUGGCGGCGUCAUGGAUGCCUGUCCUGACCUAAGGGUAUGCCUCUGCCACGGGGGUGGCUACACUUGCUUCGGCGCAGGCCGAAUGGAUCGGGGUUGGCAGGUACGUUCCGAGGCACGUGUGAAUAUUAACCAGCCGCCCAGCUCGUACCUCGACAGGUUCUACUACGAUUGUUUGACUCACAGCGAGCCGGCCCUGCGAAUGCUUAUCGACGCGGUGGGCAUCGACAAGGUCUUAUUCGGCACCGAUUGGCCUGCUGACAUGGCCAUUGACUGGCCCGUUUCCUGGGUUUUGGGGCUUGAAAGCCUGACCAUGGAGGAAAAGGAAGCCAUCCUCUACAAGAACAUGGAACGAUUGCUCGGCAUUUAA